Messenger RNA from Zasmidium cellare ATCC 36951, 1020 nucleotides. RefSeq lists its product as uncharacterized. Gene Ontology annotation, cellular component: mitochondrion. Gene Ontology annotation, molecular function: rRNA (uridine-2'-O-ribose)-methyltransferase activity. The transcript has 2 exons. NCBI's taxonomy places the organism in Eukaryota, Fungi, Ascomycota, Dothideomycetes, Mycosphaerellales, Mycosphaerellaceae. The record is from RefSeq and is a predicted model, not a curated record. The coding region runs from base 1 to 1020 and encodes 339 amino acids. Gene Ontology annotation, biological process: RNA methylation.
AUGCUUCUGCGAGCAGCUGGGAGACCACUGCUCGCGACAUUGACGACUGCGUCGAGAUGUAAAGCCAUACCAUCUCCACGAACCCUCAACCCGACUCCAUACCUCCUCACCACACCCACCCCUCUCCGCGCAGCAUCCUCCUCCUCCUCCUCCUCCACGCGCUGGAAAACCCGCCAAUCCACCGACGCCUACGCCCGCUCCGCCAAGCUCUCCGGCCUCAAAUCCCGCGCGGCCUUCAAACUGCUCGAAAUCAACGACAAGCACCGCCUCUUCCGCCCCGGCGACACCGUCGUCGACCUCGGCUUCGCGCCGGGGAGCUGGAGCCAGGUCGCGGUGAAUCGCACGAGUCCUGGGGGUAGGGUGGUGGGCAUCGAUGUGAUACCCGCGCAGCCGCCGCGGGGCGCGAAUGCGCUGCAGGGGAAUUUUUUGAGUCGGGAGAUUCGGGAGGAGGUGAGGAGGUUUGUGGGGGAUGUUGAUAGGGGGCGGGUGAGGAGUGGGGUUUUUGAGGGGGAUGAGGGGAGUGGGUUCGUGGAGUUGGAGAAGGCUGCGGCGAAAGAGGAGAAUGUGGAGGAUGUUGGUGGGAGGGAUGAGAAUGAGGACACGAUGAUGGGAAGGACGGUCAAUGUGGUGUUGAGCGAUAUGUCAGAACCCUGGCCUUUGGUCACGAGUACGUGGAUCAAGAGCGUGUCUAAUCCCCAUCGCAGGAUGUUGAAUACGAGUGGUAUUGCGGCGAGAGAUCAUGGGGGGAGUAUGGUCAAGACUGACAGUUCAUGGCGAUAUCAGGACCUCUGCAUGGCCGCCUUGACAUUCGCAUACGACACUCUGGCCACCGGCGGACACUUCCUCUGCAAGUUCUAUACUGGAGCUGAGGACCAUGCAUUGGAGCUGCGGUUGAAGAAGUUGUUUGAGAAGGUCCAUCGGAUUAAGCCUGAUGCUACUCGUAAAGAGAGCAAGGAGGCUUAUUUUGUGGCUCUGAGACGGAGGGCUGCGAUUGGUCGUGAGGAUGUGCUUGGUGAAUGA